Molecule: messenger RNA, 1530 nt
Organism: Huiozyma naganishii CBS 8797
Lineage: Eukaryota; Fungi; Ascomycota; Saccharomycetes; Saccharomycetales; Saccharomycetaceae
Gene: MDM34
Product: ERMES complex subunit MDM34
Exons: 1
Coding region: 1-1530 (509 amino acids)
Biological process (GO): mitochondrion organization; phospholipid transport
Cellular component (GO): ERMES complex
Molecular function (GO): lipid binding
Source: RefSeq, a predicted model, not a curated record
AUGUCGUUUAGAUUUAAUGAGCAGUUGUUCCGAGACCCGUCGUUCAAUUACAAAGUGCGCAGCAAGCUGACUGCGGUGUUGAGCAAGGCGUUGGGCACAAGCGCUGCCGCGGGUGUUCCCUCUGCGCAGAGUGUACGCGGGUCCUGUGUUGGUGACGACAGGGCCCACAGGGCGGGGGCCAUGAAGCCAUCGGAUAUACUGAAGAGCGACGUGAAGAUCAACAUGGUGGACUUCCCGACGGUGCCACAAGUGGAGAUCCUGGACUUGGAUAUUACGACGCAACCGCGGUCGCUCGUCAAGGGCAUAUGCAAGCUGUCCUGCAGGGACGCGAAGAUACAGCUGGAGACCGUCAUCGAGGCUAAUUUGAUGAUGGUUGUGUUGGGGGAUUCGCCCGAGUUUGUCACGCCGCAGCUCGUCGAAAACUCCUCCUUUAAAGUACCCAUCACGAUGACUUUCUCAAACGUACGACUCGAGGCGAUUACGAACAUCUUCAUGAGGAACUACGGCGUCAGCAUUUCCUUCAACGACGUCAGUCUCGACUUUGACUUCGACUGCUCGAUAAAGAUCUUGCAGACAACCAUAGAGAAGCGGCUCAAGGAGUCCAUGCACACGCUGUUCAAGGAGGUGCUCCCCUCGGUUAUCUUCAACACCUCGCAGAACUGGUUCCACAACAACGCGGCCAAUUCUCCUGCGGAGAACUUGGCCAAGACGGUACAGGGACUCACGGAACAGACCGCACCUUGCGUGACCUUCGACGAGACGGACUUCGCCGAGUUGUCUCCGAAAAACAUGCUGCGGCUUUCGACGAUCGUUUCCUCGAGACACACGCUGUCCCUGCAUGGAACGUCCGAGUUGCAUAAGAUGGCCAACAUAACAGGGUGUCUCGAGAAACAGAAUCUGUACAGGUUCAUCUCCAGGAUGCCGUCGCUGACAAACUACUACAUGCCAUACUAUCGUCUCUCAAGGAUAAACUAUUCGCAAACGGGGAACAAGGACAACUUGCUCCCAGAGGUCGUCCUGCGAGAGAGGAAGUACGACUUGACCACGAUAAUAGAUAUUCAAAAUAAGCUCUACGAGAGAAGCUACACGGAUGACUCGAAGGACAGUGUCAAGACCCCGCGCAGAAGAGUCAUCAAGCUGGGGAAGAAGAAACGUCAAAAUGAUGAUACCGUAAAACAAACGAUGCAGCGCACGCCAGCACCUACGGCGCUCAUGAAGAUACCGACCACGCCGUUGACGAGCAGGUACUCGUCUCCCGAGGCCGUGCAGGGACACUUCCCGAAGAGCUGUACGCCUGAGUUGACACGGCCACUGUACGGCGACCUACCUCUCGAGGAACUCAUAAUCCCAAAGGCAAAGGAGAAGAUAACCCCACCAAGGCGGAUCAGCAGCCCGUCAGUGACAAACUCGAUAUACUACGUUGGGAUAAGCAAUAGCACGGGCCACAAGUGGGGGAGCCAGCAUUAUCAACCUCACAAGCAGACGGUCUCGCCCACGGUGUCGCCGCCCCCAUACACCGUUGCCCAUUGA